AUGUCACUCGCCACCCUCGAUGUGCGGCAACACCCCAACCUUCGGUCGUCGUCCGAAACCCUCUUCGAGGCCAAGGCAAAGAAGAAGGUGACCUUUGAGGCCAUCGCGAAAGAGCUGGGUCGUGAUGAGGUCGCAGUGGCGGCGUUGUUCUACGGACAGGCCAAGGCCUCUCCAGAAGAUGUAAAGAAGCUGUCAGAAUACUUGGAGCUUGACCAUGCGACCCUGGAGGCGCAAAUGACUGGCUUCCCCGACCGAGGGAAGAGCGUUGAGAUGCCCCCACGAGAGCCUCUGAUCUAUCGUCUGUACGAGAUUGUGCAAAACUAUGGCUAUGCAUACAAAGCCGUGCUGAACGAGAAGUUUGGCGAUGGUAUCAUGAGUGCCAUCUCGUUCUCGACCCAUGUUGAAAAGGAGGUUGAUAAGGACGGUAACACAUGGGUCAACAUCCACCUCCGAGGCAAGUGGCUGCCCUUUACUCGCUUCUAG
Exophiala spinifera is the source of this 483-nucleotide messenger RNA. Its product is annotated as cyanate hydratase. Bases 1 to 483 code for a protein of 160 amino acids. The transcript has 3 exons. Lineage: Eukaryota; Fungi; Ascomycota; Eurotiomycetes; Chaetothyriales; Herpotrichiellaceae. The record is from RefSeq and is a predicted model, not a curated record. Gene Ontology annotation, molecular function: DNA binding; cyanate hydratase activity.